Messenger RNA from Boleophthalmus pectinirostris (great blue-spotted mudskipper), 1170 nucleotides. It is a transcript of the gene vkorc1, whose product is annotated as vitamin K epoxide reductase complex, subunit 1. Gene Ontology annotation, molecular function: vitamin-K-epoxide reductase (warfarin-sensitive) activity. Bases 235 to 744 code for a protein of 169 amino acids. The record is from RefSeq and is a predicted model, not a curated record. NCBI's taxonomy places the organism in Eukaryota, Metazoa, Chordata, Actinopteri, Gobiiformes, Gobiidae. Gene Ontology annotation, biological process: peptidyl-glutamic acid carboxylation; vitamin K metabolic process. The transcript is spliced from 4 exons.
AAACCAUCGAUUCCAAACCGUGGACAUUGGGAUGCAAUGUCUAGAAUCUCAUGCACAGAUUAAAGUCCACAGCAUAUGGUUCACAGUGUACCAGUGGCGCAACAUCUGUACUGGCCAUAGUAUGGUACUAGCCCACCAAUCAGGGACACGAACAAAACGCCCAGACCAAUCAAAAGUGACUAAACAAUUCUUAGCACCCCUGUGAGACUUUGGACACGUUAACGAAAACGAAAUAUGGCUGCAGCUGAUGCUCAAAGGCUUCCUACGUGGGAGAGAAAAGCGCGUAUAAUACUUUGCUUUUUGGGGUUCGUUUUGUCCAUCUAUGCUCUUCACGUCGAACUGUCCAGGGAAAGUAAUCCAGACUAUAGGGCAAUGUGUGAUUUAGGGCAGUAUGUGAGCUGCUCCAAAGUUUUUACUUCCAGAUGGGGACGUGGAUUUGGAUUGGUUCAGAUCUUUGUGGGACAAGAGAGCCCUUUGAACCAGCCUAACAGUGUGCUUGGCAUCAUAUUCUACUCUUUACAGCUGGGACUGGGUUUGUCAUUAUCUCAGAGAGCUGCAGUCUUCUUGGUCUUGGCCUCUUGGGUGUCUGUGGUGGUGUCUCUCUAUUUAGCAUCUAUUCUAGUCUUUGUUCUGGGGGAUUUCUGCAUGGUUUGUGUGUCAACUUAUGCUGUAAACUUUGCAUUGCUCUUCAUUAAUUUAAAGAGAAGGAGAGCACUGAACGAAAUGAAGGAGAAAGCUGAAUAAAGUAUGUGACUUCUACAAUGCCACCAUAUUCAUUUAAAUUUUACAAAGACUGAGAUUCAACAAUAUGGGGCCUUACGUCCCUACUAGAAUGUGCCAAAGUCUCUACUAUUGUGAGAAUAAACUAUUUUAGAUAAUAUGUAGGUAACAUUGCUGAAAAGAUUAAGCAUUACCCAGAAAUGGCACAUUACUUUGAGAGUUGAAAGCUAUGAUUUAUAGUUUUACCAGUAGAUGGCGCCAAGCACAAAGUGUUAUUUUAUGAGCAGCCUCAUUGACGUAUACGACCUCUCCAAGUUUAGCAAUUAAUUAAACAGUUUACAUUAAACUCCUCAAAAUUAGGUACUUUGAUGCUUUGACCAAUGAAGUAACGAUAGUAGACCUAUCCUUUUUGUAAAUCCAAUUUGGGUUGUAAUUUACAUGUACAUUGUA